AUGCACAUGUUGUGGACAGUCGCUUGGUUUCUUGAAGAAACCUCAAAGUUUUUGGGGGCUGCCACUGUAGUGCAUUGUGCAGAAGUGCAAGUGCUCCCUGGAGAAAGGGGUACUGUCAUCAAACUGAAGGAGAAAAAGUCAAGAGACCGGGAAGUGAAUGGGAUAGCAUGUGUUAAGCAUGUUAACCGAGAAAUGUUUUUGUGCCUGACUACUAGAGGCGACCCCCUCCGCAGCCGCACCCCGCCUCUCCCCGGCAGGCAGGAGGCUGGGCGGCCCCCGGCUCCUUCCCUCCCUCCCUCUCCCCCUCCCUGCCGCGGAAGACAACCUGGUAUUUCGGUUCUGCUUGAGCUGAGACCGGGGGAAUGGGCCCUCCUCCCCCCGGAGUGCCCGCGGUUUGGUAGGGCCCCGCUGCCCAACAGGGAUGCUCGGAGCAGCUGCAGCAAGGACAGGGCUCAUGCAAGCAAAGACCUGGAAGAGCAGUUGCGGUCUGUGUCCAGUGUGGAUGAACUCAUGACAGUACUUUACCCAGAAUACUGGAAAAUGUUCAAAUGUCAGUUGAGGAAAGGAGGUUGGCAACACAACAGGGAACACUCCAGCUUUGACACAAGAUCAGAUGAUUCCCUGAAAUUUGCUGCAGCACACUAUAAUGCAGAGAUCCUGAAAAGUAUUGAUACUGAAUGGAGAAAAACUCAGUGCAUGCCACGUGAAGUGUGUGUGGAUGUGGGAAAAGAGUUUGGAGCAACUACAAACACCUUCUUUAAACCUCCAUGUGUAUCCACCUACAGAUGUGGAGGUUGCUGCAAUAGUGAAGGACUUCAGUGUAUGAAUAUCAGCACAAAUUACAUCAGCAAGACAUUGUUUGAGAUCACAGUGCCUCUUUCUCAAGGCCCCAAACCUGUAACUGUCAGUUUUGCCAAUCACACGUCCUGCCGAUGCAUGUCAAAGUUGGAUGUUUACAGACAAGUUCAUUCUAUCAUAAGACGUUCCUUGCCAGCAACACAAACUCAGUGUCAUGUGGCAAACAAGACCUGUCCAAAAAAUCAUAUUUGGAAUAAUCAAAUUUGCAGAUGCUUGUCACAGCAUGAUUUGGGUUUCUCUUCUCACAUUGAAGAUUCUGACACAUCUGAAGGAUUCCAUAUUUGUGGACCAAACAAAGAGCUGGAUGAAGAAACCUGUCAAUGUGUCUGCAGAGGAGGUGUGCGGCCCUCAAGCUGUGGACCUCACAAAGAAUUAGACAGAUCAUCAUGUCAGUGCAUGUGCAAAAACAAACUUCUCCCCACUUCCUGUGGGCCCAACAAGGAAUUUGAUGAAGAUAAGUGCCAGUGUGUGUGUAAAAAGACCUGUCCUAAACAUCAGCCACUAAAUCCUGCAAAAUGCAUCUGUGAAUGUAUAGAAUCUCCCAAUAAAUGUUUCUUAAAAGGAAAAAGGUUCCAUCACCAGACGUGCAGUUGUUACAGACCACCGUGUACAGUCCGAACGAAACGCUGUGAUGCUGGAUUUUAUUUUAGUGAAGAAGUGUGCCGCUGUGUACCCACAUAUUGGAAAAGACCACUUAUGAAUUAGUGAAGAGAGCACUACUUGCUAUUUUGGUGUACAUUUUUCCAUUAGAAAAAAAGAGCAACAGAAACUUUGCUAAUAUUUGGAAUUAAAUGUUCACCAGAGACCAUGUGGGGCUUUCGGAGACAGACUCAUUGUGCUUUUCUCAAGAUGUGGAAAGCAAAUGUAGAAAAUAACUGAGGUUCAUGUUUUGUAAAGAACUCGAUAAGGACUUAUUUUCUGCCAAUGACCAAACAGCCUAGGUUCUCCUUCUUGUGAUUUUUUUUUUUAAAGAGAUAAUGACUAUAUAAUUUAUUUCCACUAAAACCAUUGUGCAGCAUUUCUGUUUAUAGCAGUAACAAUUGUUAAAGCUCACUGUGAUCAAUAUUUUUAUAUCAUGCAAAGUAUGUUUAAAAUAAAAUGGAAAUUGUAUUAUAUAAUGGUGAGAAUGUUUAAUCACCUGCCUAAAGAAAGGAACUACAAUUCAGCUUUAUUAUCAGGGUUCUUAAAAAGGGGAAAGGCAAUGAGACAGUACUUUUAUGAAAGGAAGAAGACUACAGCCAUUUUUUUUAUACCUGUUGUUAUGUGUCAUUUGAAAUAGAAAGAAUGAUAGUUUUGUCUCUAGAAUGAAACUAGCAAAGCAAGUACAGCUAAUAACCAAUGUAAACAUUGGAGAUCCUGUACAUUGUCCAAGGAUAAGGGCUAUGUCUAAAGGACAGCAGCAACUACUCACAUUCCAAUAUAUUUACCUUCUGUUUUGUUUCUUGUUAGCAUUUCUAAAGAAUAAUAUAAAAUAAUGUCUAUUGAAGGUUAUUAGUAUGAAAGUGGAAAUGCCAGCUAUGCUUUUCAUUUAGUAUUACAGGCUAUAUUGUAAAAUCUACAAGUAAAUAAUUCAGAAUGCUUUGGUGCACUUUACUCUUUCAUAUACUCAAUCCAAUAUCUUGAUCGAUAAUGUAUGUGUGUGCAAAAAUACACUGAAGGAAAAAAAUACAAUUUAUAUUCCAAUGGGGGUAUGAAAGGACUUCUACCAGUCUGGUAUGGAUUGACAUAAUCUACAGAAAAAAUUGUCAGGACUUCUCUUUAUUAAAGAGAAUGCAAAAUCAAAUAUCUACAAUUCUAAGAAGAGGUAAGAUUUUCAACUUGUGUGGGAAGAACAGUGUGCAAAGAACAAUCUAUUCAAAACUAAAAUAGUUUAGAAGUUGGAAGAAAGCUGUUAAAUUAUGGAAAAAUUAUUGGGUGAAGAAAUGAAACAAGAAAAGCUGCAAAGCAAGAUUUAUGUGACGGGGGGGGAGUGUGCGGAACUCUGAAAAUAAUUUUAGGUGUCAGUGCUUGUUCUAAGCAGCUGUUCUUAAAAGUUAUUAAUGAAAUAGUAUUAUUUCUGAUUAUUUCCUAGGCAGUUGUGGGGUUGCUUUUCUAGACUCUUUCCUAUUAGAUAUCAGAAUUCAUAAAACUGAGUGAAAGCUACUUUUAAUUACUCAGUCCCCCUCGUGAGUUGAGACAGUUUAACAAGUAGGCAGGAUGAGAAGCAGUUUGAGAGUUCACACUUUCUACUGUAUGUCUGAUGUCCUCAGUGUUCUUCCCAAGAGGCCAGCUAUUGAAGGUUAGGCAAACAAAUACUGCGGAAUGUCAUUAUUACUAUAUUGCCUCAGCAAUCAAAUGCUGGUAGAAUUCCUGAUAACAAUGUAAUGUUGAUACACAACUUUAGCUAGUAUAACACCAAAUUCACAUUGGUUGGAUUAGUAGUCAUGCAAAUCAUCAGUGUCUAAACUGGCACUGUCAAUCUAAUAGCGAAAAGUUAAUAGUCAAAACUUCAUUUAGUAUUACUAAAGACCCAGACAUCCACUUCUAUAUGUCAGCUGCUUGAAGGAAGCAUAAAAAUCCUAAGAAAUCAAUUAAAGAGCAAACUAAUGAAGACUUGAGAAAACAAACUGUAGGUGAAGCUCCCAAAAUAAGCUUUUUAAUUUCUGUCCAAGCCCAAUACAGAAGAGAGGCAGUGGGGGUAAGGACAAACCAAAUCUGAAACCAGGAAUAGAUGCCAAGCAAGCCAGUAACUAACACAUAAAAUAUGUACUUGUGGUUAAAAAGGAAGAGGGCACAAGUGAAGACAGAGCCAAACUGCAUUCCAACAAGUAAUUCUAUGUAGAUUAUAAAAAGUGCAUGUUACAAUACUGUGCAAAUAAUAAUAAUAAAAAAAACCCUACUAAACUGAGCAAUGCUCAUUUUACGUGUCUAAACUAUUUGACUAAAGUAAUGAAAACAGCGCUAAUAAAACCAUUCUGGCUAAGCAGAUAUUUGUAUUUCUACUGAGCAUGCUACACUCCAAAAUGAUAAAACCCAUCAGGGUAGGGAAGGGAAGACAGGGAGUUUAAAAAUGACAUCACUGAACAGGAAGCUCCAACUUUAUAACAAACAUUAGCAUUCAGUAAGAAUUACUUUCCUGAAUGCAUUUUUUUCAAUUUCUUACCUUUGCAAAUAUUGAGACCUUUGGACAUAAAGUAUGUAAAUCUUUGUGAAGAUCUAAAUGUAACUAAAAUCUAAAGAAUGUAAACAGUUGACUUCUAAAACGUACUACAAAUCAGGUUUAUGUGCGAGCAAAGUGAUUCAUCAACUGUUCUCAAAGGUAUGCAAAUGAGUAUACUAAUAUAUGCAAACAGUUGAUAGCAUUUUGUGGUA
Molecule: messenger RNA, 4209 nt
Organism: Athene cunicularia (burrowing owl)
Lineage: Eukaryota; Metazoa; Chordata; Aves; Strigiformes; Strigidae
Gene: VEGFC
Product: vascular endothelial growth factor C
Exons: 8
Coding region: 1-1563 (520 amino acids)
Biological process (GO): positive regulation of mast cell chemotaxis; vascular endothelial growth factor receptor signaling pathway; positive regulation of angiogenesis
Cellular component (GO): membrane
Molecular function (GO): vascular endothelial growth factor receptor 3 binding; growth factor activity; chemoattractant activity
Source: RefSeq, a predicted model, not a curated record